AUGGGUGUGUCUGACGUGUUUCAGAUUUCCACCGCUAGUUGGCAAUCAAAAUUCCAAGCGCUGAAAAAGAUAGUAAAGGACACAAUGCUCUUUGAGCCUCCAUCCAAAAAACAAAAUGACCCUGAUGGCAGUUUUAAAUGUAUAAAUGAAGCGGGAGUAACAGAGUUACAGCUGGUGAACGAAAUCUGUGUUCCAUCCAGAUAUACAGAGAGGACUAUGGCGGCCUUUGCUCUCAUGAUUAUUGUUAUCAUGGUACAGCUGUCUGCUGUUACCGGAUGUAGUUGUGCGUUCAGAAAUCCUCGAACCAAAUACUGCACGUCUGAGUAUGCUGUUCGUGGUAAGGUUACAAAACUGACUUAUGGAGAUGGCUUAAUAGGGGUAAAUGCAGAAAGAAUCUAUGAAGUGGAAAUAUUGAAAGUUUAUAAAGGCAAUAUAAUUGAGGAAAAGGAAGGGACGGUGCAAAUUCGGACGGCAGGAUCUGAUUCUGUGUGUGGUGUAGGACUAAAAGUAAAUAAAGAGUAUCUUAUAAACGGUUACAUUCAUAACAGACAAAUGAGGAUAAGGUUAUGCGAUAUGAUGUUCUUUUCCCAUGUCGAUGGCACAAACAGAGAUUUUCCGACAUAUUCCGAGGAUGAUUGUAAAUGCAAAAUUGAAAAUAUUAUACUGAGAGUAGGCCACGAUAAACCCGAGAAGGUGUGUGCUUUAGGAAAUAGAUUCCGUUGCUCUUCAGCUUCUGACACUCCAGGUGACCUGGCAGAGUGUAAAUAUAACAGCAAUACCGACGACUGUGACUGGACCUGCUAGAGAUUUGUUGCAAUUCAAUAAAAUCUACUUUGACCAUUC
Saccostrea echinata is the source of this 843-nucleotide messenger RNA. RefSeq lists its product as uncharacterized. NCBI's taxonomy places the organism in Eukaryota, Metazoa, Mollusca, Bivalvia, Ostreida, Ostreidae. Gene Ontology annotation, biological process: negative regulation of membrane protein ectodomain proteolysis; negative regulation of endopeptidase activity. The transcript has 7 exons. The coding region runs from base 1 to 804 and encodes 267 amino acids. Gene Ontology annotation, molecular function: protease binding; metalloendopeptidase inhibitor activity. Gene Ontology annotation, cellular component: extracellular matrix. The record is from RefSeq and is a predicted model, not a curated record.